Messenger RNA from Phytophthora sojae, 3498 nucleotides. RefSeq lists its product as hypothetical. Gene Ontology annotation, biological process: negative regulation of DNA-templated transcription. Bases 1 to 3498 code for a protein of 1165 amino acids. Gene Ontology annotation, cellular component: nucleus. Gene Ontology annotation, molecular function: protein binding. Lineage: Eukaryota; Oomycota; Peronosporomycetes; Peronosporales; Peronosporaceae. The transcript has a single exon. The record is from RefSeq and is a predicted model, not a curated record.
AUGAGCGAGGCGGCAGGCGACGCCCUGAAGCUGCGGCUCAAGCUCAAGCUGCCGCGCUCCAUGUCCGUGUCCUCGGCGACCGAGGAGGCUCAGAAGAAGCUGCUGAUCGGUGCGCGGGGCGGCGCCGCCGUCAAGGAGCUGCUGAGUACAGCACCCAACAUCGAGGUGGCCAUCCGCGACUUCCAGGCGGCCCACGGCGUCGCGGAAGCCCACGCGCAGCUAUUUGUGCGCAAGAAGGAGAAGAGGAAGGAGAAACCAACGACCUUCGCUCCUGCUGUGCAGCUGCUGGAUCUGCUGCAGGUGCCUCGCUCCAGUGUGUACCAGUCGCUGCUGGAGCAGAUGAAGAAAGAGAUGCUGCUACGUAUUGCCGAUUUGCCUCAGAGCGAGCUGCCCCGCGUGCUGGAGCAGACGUUCCCAUACAUUGAAUUCCGAGAGCUCCGAGCGAUUCCGAUUGCGGUGCUGGCGAGACAGGAGGACACACCCGAGCUGUACCUGCGCGAGCUGACGGAGAACCGGCGUAUCCUGUCCGAAUUGCCCGUGCACGUCAGGAGAAAAAUCUUGCAGGUGGACAGAAGAGAGCUGCAGCUCCUGGUGGAGGAGUGCACGCGCGAAUACGUGGCUGACCAGCUCGAGUGGUAUCUCAACCAUCCGACGUCGGGGUCAGCGACGACCCAUCGGUCGUUAUCGAGGAGAAACAGCAAUAAUAGUAUGCGAACGGGAAACCAGAACAGGAAACGCAGCUUGGAUGAAUCGGCCGGCGGGAGUCUGUGGAAUGUCUCGAGUCACGUUCCGUCUUCUGCGGAUGCUGCUGGCUCGUCAGCAUCAGCGUCUGGAUUUAGCAGUGAACGGAGACCGUCGUAUUCACCCGAUGAACGUCGUAGGGAUAACCCUGCGCUGGUGAAGCUGGUGGAGAUGCUUGGCGACUCAGAGCCAUUGUAUUUGGCAACUUUGGAGAUCUGGCGGAAUUACAUUGUGACUGCGAACAUUCCCGGUAGCGCUACAAAUAACCACCCUAAAGAGUAUGUGGACUAUGUAUCCCUGCUGGGUGCGAUGCGCAGUGACCUUGCUAACCUUCAGCGUGACAAGACAACGCCACUCCUUCGGACGGACCCACUGCACAAGUUUAUCUGGUUUUUGGAUCGCGCGUUGAAGAACCAGACGCUCGAAAUCACUCAGCUCCACGAACUGCUAGGCUUCAUUGGCCGACUACGUACAGCGGACCUUCCGCCGAACAAGAAGUUUCGCAAGAAAGGUGGUGCAGAAGAAGAAGAGGAGAAUUUUGAAGUGGUGUUGGGGCCGCCUCCUGUGGACGAGCUGCUUGCUGUAUUGGACAAGAUUGCAAAGAUCGAUGCUCGCUUAAUUUUUGCGGAACCAGUGCCAGAUGACGUGCCCAAGUAUCGAGAAAUCAUCAAGGAUCCAAUGGACCUAUCAACGAUGCGAAAGAAAGCGAAGCGGGGCAAGUACAAAACCCUCGAUUCCUUUGUGGCGGACUUCAACCUCAUGAUUCGGAAUUGCAUGACGUUUAACCCGGACACGACUAUCUUCUACAAAGAGGGAAAGCGCAUCGGGAAGCGUGGCAAUGAGCUGAUUGAGCGACAUGCUACGUCGUUGCGCGGUGAACCCCAGCGUAUUCGCACGAAAAAACGCCGCAAGACUGCAACUGGUCCCACCAGCGAAGCACUCAGCAUGCUUACGAGCUCGGGCGUCGUGACAAUCAAGGAUUUCGGAGAUGUGGACCAGUCAGGAAUGAUCCCGGAGGGCAUGUGCAACGAAAUGCUGGCGGAUGUAGCGCUGAUUUUGUCGGACCCGCUCGUGAAGCAGCUUAUUUGUGACGCUCUUAUGAAAAACCUGGUGCUGUGCUGGCAAAAGAGAGAGCUUCCCACGGACAAUCUUAUCUGCCGCGCACUCGUACAGCUUCUUCAAAUUGGAAACCCCUCCAGCGUGCGCCGCAUGAUUCGGAAGCAGGACUUCGUGCUGCGCGCUCCGCAGGUGGUUACGAUGCGCGUUGUAUUACCGCUUCUCUUGCGUACGAUGGUCGGUUUCCGUGUGUAUUACGCAUUCCCGGCGGGGCUGCAGCGCGACUUGAAGACAAAGGCGAAGGAGGACGUCCUUGGGGCCAUGCUCUGGGACAACGUCUUGCGUGCGAGCUCGGCGAUUCGUGCCAUGGCUAAGUCAUUUGUUGUGCAGUGUCUAGUCGACAACCAGAUCGAUGCGGGGGCCCAGCUGCUUCAUCACUUGGUAUCAGCUGAGGACGAAUCGCUUCUACGUGAUCGCGUACUUCUCCAUGCAGUGGCAGAAGUAUUACUCGAGCAGGUGAAGGCGGUGGCAGCUAGUAGCAACAGCUCCAACAGUAACGAUGGUGGAUCGAACUCUGCAGAAAAUGGCGAGGUGACGAUGACGCUAAGCGAGCAGCUGCAAGCACUGGCAGCGUGGAAGCAGAUUUUCGACAAGUUUUUCGUGGAAGUUUUGUCAAAUCGCAUCCUAGCUGCUAAGAAGGUGACAGGGUCGGUCGUGCAUUUCGCCGAUGGUGAAAUCGAUGCUGCCGAGGAAGAGAACGAGGGGGAAACAUCCUCAAAGAAGCUCAAACGACAGCAUGUGGUAAAUAGCUUCCCGAUUCAAGUUUUCCAUGAGAAGACAGCAAUGGUGCUGUCGUCGCUGUUCGCUAUGGUUGAGAAGGGAGGUGCUGGAGCUGGUGUUGACGCAAUGCUCUCCUCAUAUCUCAGAAAAACUCUAGGUGUGUUGCGCGAGUGCUGCUCUUCAUUUGAGAUAUUUGAAGCGCUUUGGAAUAGUCCGGUAUUUGCCGGUUGUCGGCUAUUCUACGAGCCCCUGCUGUCCAAGUGCCCCGUCGUUCAAAAAGAGUUGUUCGUUGUACUGCCAUCCGACGUCAAGGCUGAAGCUAUCGAUGAACAGAAGAAGGUUGCCGCUGACGUCAAGGUAAAGGCUGUCUCAAGCGUCAAGCUGGAAGCUGAAACGAGCGUCGGUAAAGCUGAUGACGCUGAUAUGGCUGCGAAGUCGGAGAAUGUUAAAACUGAAGACAGAAACGCGAGUGCACACGACGAGACCGCAGACGGUAGAUCAAGUGUACAGGAGGAAAGCAAUGGCGCUAGUGACAAAGCUGGCCCUGCUGAAACAGAUCCCAAGUCGGUAUCAACAGAGGUCGAGGCGAACGAAGAGAGCAACGAUACCGACGUCAAGAUGGAGGAUGUUGAAGAGGAAGCUAAGCCCUGUGCUAGUGGUUCAGAACAUUGCACCAGCGAGGCUGCACCGGAGCCGUUGGGUGAAGUCUCCCCGGAUGUCACGACUGAGACCAACGCAAGCAGCGAGGCCACGGCUGAAGUCUCAAAGAAAGAAAGCGAGGCCGUGAGAUCAGAGAAUGUGACUGAUGAGGAUGUGAAUAGCAAAGAGGCACUCAAGGUGGAGUCUACAGAGGAGCCAAAAGAAGACGUCGUUGAACCACACGCACGGUCGACGGAGGAAAAGACGAAAGCGGAGUCGUAG